Messenger RNA from Sphaeramia orbicularis (orbiculate cardinalfish), 1202 nucleotides. RefSeq names its product mitochondrial ribosomal protein L16 (gene mrpl16). Gene Ontology annotation, biological process: mitochondrial translation. Gene Ontology annotation, cellular component: mitochondrial large ribosomal subunit; ribosome. Bases 139 to 915 code for a protein of 258 amino acids. The record is from RefSeq and is a predicted model, not a curated record. Lineage: Eukaryota; Metazoa; Chordata; Actinopteri; Kurtiformes; Apogonidae. The transcript is spliced from 5 exons. Gene Ontology annotation, molecular function: rRNA binding; structural constituent of ribosome.
AGAAGAAGAAGGACUAUGGCUGCGACCUUGUGCAGAGCAUGUUAGCUAUUCAAUUAGCGAGCCGAAUAAAAUGCUGUUCUACGGCACAUUCAAAGUGAAUAUUUGUUGUUUAUAGAGCUUUUUUUCUAGAUUAACAUAAUGUUGUCCCUUAUCAAGGCCGCUGUGGGCGGAUUGGCCGGUGUCUGUGGAGCCCACGGUCACAAACAAGGUUUGUUGCACAACCACUGCAGAGUCCUAUCUGCUGGGCUGCAGACAUAUGUAAUACCUCCAGAUUACAGCGAUGUGGUUCUGCCGGAAAGACCCAAACUGAAAUUUGUGAACAAGGUGCCCAAUUUUAAAAAGGCCAAGAAAGAGAUGAAGAAACUGCGGGACAUUCAAGGUCCAGCUAGGGCCGGACAUACAUUCACUAAUGGACAGUAUGCUAUUGUAGCUUUGGGAGGGGGUUACCUCCAUUGGGGUCACAUGGAGAUGAUGCGCCUGACCAUCAACCGCAAGAUGGAUCCUAAGACUACAUUUGCCCGUUGGCGCAUCAAUCCCCCAUAUAAACCUAUCACACGUAAAGGUCUGGGCCAACGCAUGGGUGGGGGUAAAGGAGCUAUUGAUCACUAUGUGACACCUGUCCGCUAUGGUCGUUUAAUUGUGGAAGUUGGAGGAAAAGUGGAGCUGGCCGAGGUUGAACCCUUCUUGAAAGAAGUUGCAAAGAAACUUCCCUUCCCUGCCAAGGUGAUGAGCAAAGAGGGUCUAGCAGCCAUGUACCAGCAGCAGGCUGACAUGGAGAACAACAACCAAAAUCCCUGGACCUUUAAGGAAAUCGCACGAGGCAACAUGCUGGGAAUCAGGAAGGUGAUUAGUCCCUUUGACCUGCACAACCAUGGACGAUUCACAGGGAAAUUCCACCUCCCAGGCAGGGUGUGACAGACCUGAAAUAAAUAAAUCAACACAGUGCAAUACUGUGAACUCUUAUUUUAUAUUUCUUUAUUGUUUUUGUACUGAAAUGUAUAAAUUACUUGUCAUAUUGAGGAGACACCAUUUCAUUCAUUUAUAAUUUCCAAUAAACUGUAUGUAUUACUGAUUCUUAUGGUGGCACAAGGAUUGUAACUAUACUGCUUUGGAAGGUUUAUCUAAGUGAAAAUAAUUCUGUAAAACAGUUUCUCUGAUUUGAUUAAAAGAAAUAAAGUCAGAGAAAAAGAGAAAUGCUGCAA